CAUUUUACAGCGCACUUUACCAGUCACAGUCCGGUUCAUCCACGUAAGGGAACUUCAAUCACAUUUGCAGCACAGGCGUCUAAAGAAAAUGAAGAUCUUGGAAGUUCUUGUUGUCGCCAUCGGUGUGGCUGUUGUUCGAUCAGCUCCCUACCCACGCCAGGGAUACGGACAACAACAAAGCUACCAACCGCAGGGCUACCAGCAGCCAACCUACCCACCGCCAACCUACCCGCCGUCAACCUACCCGCCAUCUACCUACCCGCCGUCAACCUACCCGCCAUCUACCUACCCACCGUCUACCUACCCAUCGCCAACCUAUCCACCGUCUACCUACCCACCGCCGGUGUACCAUCCACCUGCUUACCAGUGCAGCCAUGAAUACUUCCAGUGUCCACCCCUGAACAGCGUGUACCGCGUGGACCACUACGGCAAGCACACUAAGGUCUACGCUCCCAACCGUUUCUACUACGAGCACAGCGACCCACGCUGCUACAUCCAGUGUGAUGAAGCUGGUAACGCCUUCUCCAGACCUUGUCCUUACGGCCAGGUGUACAAUAGAUACCUGACUGACUACAACAACGUUAAUGUCUGCGUUCCAGACGGCAGUGGUGUUCACUAAGUUGACGGUGUGAAAUCCCUUGUUAUCCAAUUCGAAGACAGACAGAGAUCUUUUGCUGGUUUAAUGACGCACUCAGUGGCUCGUUACUGCGAACAAAGCCUGACUCGAAUUGCAUGACUGAAAUUUAAAUCAUUAAGUGCCCCACUGAGGGCAUCAAAAAUUACUCUUUAUGCUCUUACUCGCUUUGCGCCUAAGAUACUACCUAAGGCAGCUCCCACAUCGUAUCUUUUAUGAUUGAGAGUCAACAUAACUUGUAGUUAUGCUACAAGAAUGCUUCACAAAGAAGAAUGCUACGGACUAUGUUACUGUAAUAAUUUGGAUACAGUGCUUUUGCCAGAACAGCUUCAUUGCAUUGUAGAUUUUACAUGAGAGCAAUAAAAUAUUUGCAACAGA
Messenger RNA from Lingula anatina, 1012 nucleotides. RefSeq lists its product as uncharacterized. NCBI's taxonomy places the organism in Eukaryota, Metazoa, Brachiopoda, Lingulata, Lingulida, Lingulidae. The record is from RefSeq and is a predicted model, not a curated record.